AUGGCGAACACUGGCGCCCCUCCAAACUACUACAAGAUCCUUGAGAUCUCGGAGGCGGCUACGACCCAGCAAGUUCGCGAUGCAUACAAGAAAGCCGCCUUGAAGACACACCCAGACAGGGUCCCCGCCGACUCACCCGAGCGAGCAACGCGCACUCGCAAGUUCCAGCUCGUCAACGACGCAUACUACACCUUGUCCGACACGCAAAGACGCCGAGAAUACGACGCCCAGCGAAAGAUCUUUGGCGCAUCCGCCGGUACAACGUACGGCGACUUUUCCGACGACGACUCCGACCCAGAGGAAGUACCCCCGCAGGCCGGCCCCAACCCGCAAAAUGCCUACUCGUGGGCAUGGAACUUCUUCACAGGCGGGAAGCAGGGUCAACAGAACGAGGGCCAGCGUGCGCAGGCCGACAACGCACAGUUCGGCGAUGUAUUCGAGGAGAUGUUGCGCGAGGAGGGCAUGGCCGAGGAGGGUACCAACCGCCCGACGAGCUCGUUCUGGAGCAUGGUAGGCGGUCUUAGUGGUGGCGCGCUGGGCUUCAUCGUCGGAAAUAUGCCUGGCGCAUUGGCGGGCGCUGUCGCUGGAAACAGGCUUGGCUCUGUUCGAGAUGCGAAGGGCAAGAGUGUCUAUGCUGUUUUCCAGGACCUCCCCCAGGCAGAUCGCGCGAGGCUGCUUACCCAGUUGGCUGCCAAGGUGUUCAGCCAUACUGUAGGAGCUUAG
Molecule: messenger RNA, 723 nt
Organism: Colletotrichum paranaense
Lineage: Eukaryota; Fungi; Ascomycota; Sordariomycetes; Glomerellales; Glomerellaceae
Product: DnaJ domain-containing protein
Exons: 4
Coding region: 1-723 (240 amino acids)
Source: RefSeq, a predicted model, not a curated record